AUGGUGCGCAAGGUGCGAGUGCCACACAUCUCGUUGGAGGCGCAAUUGCAACAACUGACGCUUCUGAGCGAUGUUGAUACAACAACAGACAAUUACGAGCAGCUGGGACCAGUGAUCAAAAACCUAGAUGAAUCACACCAACAGGAUGAAUUCCUCAAACAACUGCGUGAAUUUGUGAGGAAGAAGGACGAAGAAAUUGAGCAUGUUUGCAACGAAAAUCACCAAGAUUUCGUUUCCGCUGUAGAUGAGCUGCUCAUUGUGCGUUCUGGAACAGUGAACCUGAAACAGCGGAUCAACGAGUUGAAUCAGGAAAUCCAAUCAAGCGGGCAAGCACUUUUUUCCAAAAAAAAAGAUCUCAUCGAUAAGCAACGCGUGGUGCAGAAUGUUGAUGAGGCCAUCGAAACGUUACAAGAGUGCCAGAAUGUGUUGGAAAUGACGACACUUGUUGAAGACCUGAUUGCCCAGCAGAAAUUCUACUCGGCUCUUCGCCGCCUCGACGAGAUUGCGAAUAUACAUCUCAAACCCAUAAUGCACCAUGAAGUUGCGCAACUUAUCCGCGAUACUAUUCCUCGCACGCGUGAACGGAUCCGCAUGGAGGUGUUGAAGCAGCUGAAAGGGUGGAUGUUUGAUGUACGGGAAAAGAGCGGCGCAGUCGGCCGCAUCGCACUCGAAACCAUGGAGGCUCGUCAGCAGCGUUGGCUGCAUCGCAGUAAGAAGGAUCCUAUGCUGCGCCUUUCGUCGAUCAACAGUCCCAUCGAGCAAAUCGUGAAUGAGCGCAUUGAGGUAAAUUAUCUCGAAAAUGACCGUGUGAGAGUCGAUUUUAAACCGUUAUAUCAAUGCAUACAUAUUUAUGAAGUCCUGGACCAGCGAGAAAAGCUUCAGGCCAACUACCAAGAAGACCGUAAAGCUCAGGCGAGUUUGCUUCUAUCUCGCACGCUAACGAUGAGAGAGGGCGGACAGGAGCUGAUUUCUCUGCUUGAAGACGUGGUGGGCUACUUUGUAGUGGAGUGCCACGUCUCGUAUACGUCACCACCGGGCUUCCGCCCCAUGAGUGAGGUUGAAGAUGUGUGGGACUCGAUGAGUGAGCGUGUGGUCGACAUGAUUACCGCCGGCUUGCGUGAUUGCAAAAAUGCCAAAGUGUUUAUUGAGGCCAAGUCUGCAAUUCAGACGUUUAUUCGGACGCUUGAAAGCUUUGAAUUCAGCGUAUCGCGUCUUAAUGCACUUGUGCUCUCAUUUUUCCGUCGCUUUGCGCACUUGCUUCGAGAGCGCUUUGCAUCAGACUUUCAGCAAGCUAUCCGAGAGGCGCAGCAUCAGCCCAUGAUUGUGAACAAUGGCGAUGAGCUUGCCAAAGUGUUAAGCGUGUGCUGGCUGAAGCCUGGUGAAGCUGAUCAGCUCAAGCAAUUACCAUUUCCGCUGUCUCUGCCCUUUUCACAAACAUACCCUUUGUGCUGCAUGGACAUCCGCAGUCUGGUCGAGCAGUAUUACAGUUUCUCCAGCGGCAUGACGCAGUACCAUCAGGACAUUGAUCUCAUACUGACACAAUCGCUUGAUGAUUUGCUGAUACAGCAGAUUAGUAUCAAUAUACGCGAUACAGUUGAGCAGUCUACGAAUUUGAGCCAGAUCGCCCAGAUUAUUGUGAACAUCGAGCACUUCCAGCUCGCUUGCUCCGAACUUGAGAGAUGGCUGAGUGAAUCGCGCACGCCCAAUCCAGGAAGCCGUCUUGCGCUCGGCGCUUCUGAGCAUUUGUCAACGACGCUGGAAAUUGCGCAAAAACGCAUUGAUUCAGCCAUGUUCGUUAAGCUUGACCAGUUCUUGGACUUGCUCGAAUACGAUUGGAUGCCUAUUCAGUCAGCGUCAAUGCAGCGCCAGCCCUCAAGCUACUUGCGCGAUCUUAUUGACUGGCUCUCUACUAUGAUGGAGAGUGCGCUAGUUCUUUUGCCCAAAGUCGCCAAGGACGCUACUUUUACGUCAUGCUUCAUGCACAUCUCGAACCGUCUACUGAAUUCAGCCUUGCUUGACCGGCAGGUCAAAAUGAUCAAUUUGGCUGCUUUGACAAAUCUUGACGUUGACAUCACUUUUGUGUACCAAUAUGCCAAGUCACUUAAUGUGCAUGGCAUAGAGACCGUGUUUGGCCAGGUGCGACAGACCUUGGGUGUGAUUCUGUCCGAGUCCGUGUCGGAGUACGCGCUGUCGCAGCAGGCACGCGCGCAAAAAUUUCCUCAGGUGCAGCCCGUGAAGGUCGCGGCUAUUCUUGAGAAACUAAGUCGCGGAUAUGCCCACCUAGGUCUUCAUGAUUUAGCCGCAAAUUGCACACGAGAACAAGAGUUAGUGAUGCGCCUGAACCAGCGGUGA
This is a messenger RNA of Malassezia globosa CBS 7966, 2352 nucleotides long. RefSeq lists its product as uncharacterized. Gene Ontology annotation, biological process: exocytosis; intracellular protein transport; Golgi to plasma membrane transport. Gene Ontology annotation, cellular component: membrane; exocyst. Lineage: Eukaryota; Fungi; Basidiomycota; Malasseziomycetes; Malasseziales; Malasseziaceae. The record is from RefSeq and is a predicted model, not a curated record. Bases 1 to 2352 code for a protein of 783 amino acids. The transcript has a single exon.